AUGGCUGCUUUCACAGAAGGAUAUGCCACUCGAAGGUCAUAUGUUAGAACGAAUGUGGGAGAGAAUGUGCAACAAGAAGCUCCUCUAGUUUUGGCUGACCCUUUGGCCGAACAAGUGACUAAUGUAGAGUUUAGGGCUGUUUUUCAAGUGUUGGCUCAAGCCACGACGACACAAGUCAAUAGGGAGGUUGUGGUCACCAUGAACUCAGUUUUGGGUACAACGACAACUAGAGUGAGAGAAUUCACUAGAAUAAAUCCUCUAGAGUUUCAUGGUUCCACGGUUGAGGAAGAUCCUCAAGAGUUCAUUGAUGAAGUGUAUAACGUAUUGAUGAUCAAGGGAGUGACACCGGUGAAAAAGGUGGAAUUGACCGCUUAUCAACUUAAAGAUCCUAGGGCGGGAAUGAGUAAGUUUGUUUUGGGCAUGUCUGAUAUGGUGAUUAAGGAAUGUCGUACCUCUAUGAUCAUUAAUGAUAUGGAUGUUUCUAGUCUCACGGUUCAUUCCCAACAUAUUAAAGAGGAGAAAAUUAAGAAAAGCCAAGGUUCCUCCAAAUUUCUUCCUAAGUUCAACAAAGAUAGGGUGUCUAACCCUAAGCCUCAAGAAGGGAAUGGUGGUGGAUCUUCAUUGUCUUCUUACUCCAAGUGUGGAAGAAAGCAUAAGGGUAAAUGUCUAGCUGGUUCUAAUGCGUGCUUUGGUUGUGGUAAGAUGGAUCAAAAGAUAAGGGAUUGUCCCUUAUUUGUGAAGAAUGAAAGAGACAAUCGUCGACGGGCUCAAGCUUACCCUUAUCUAGGUUCUAGUGGGAAUCAGAAGCAAAACCGAUUCUAUGCACUUCAGACUUAUCAUGAGCAACAAGGUUAUCCUAAUGUGGUUACCGCAAGAAAGUCAAAAGAGGAAGGCAAGGACAUUACCGAGCAAAAAGAAGCGAAAAAAGUUGAAGAAAAACAAGGUAGGUACUUGCCAAAGCUACUCGGUGAGUCACUGAGUGGACCUUCAGCUCGCCAAAAGUUCCAGUAG
Messenger RNA from Solanum verrucosum, 1011 nucleotides. RefSeq lists its product as uncharacterized. The coding region runs from base 1 to 1011 and encodes 336 amino acids. The transcript is spliced from 5 exons. The record is from RefSeq and is a predicted model, not a curated record. NCBI's taxonomy places the organism in Eukaryota, Viridiplantae, Streptophyta, Magnoliopsida, Solanales, Solanaceae.